Messenger RNA from Xylona heveae TC161, 743 nucleotides. RefSeq lists its product as hypothetical. Lineage: Eukaryota; Fungi; Ascomycota; Xylonomycetes; Xylonales; Xylonaceae. The record is from RefSeq and is a predicted model, not a curated record. The coding region runs from base 207 to 605 and encodes 132 amino acids. The transcript is spliced from 2 exons.
CCAUCUUAGUGGUUCAAGCCAGGCAUACAGCCUAAUAGUAAUUCUUUGUUUGAAUAAUGCCAGAAUUCAUCCUUUAUCAUGCCCAAAACAGCAUCCAAGUGUGUUAGCAAUCAACUACAAGGAAAACAUGGCUUAAAUAGCUGCUGACCCACCCUGUAGAUGUGCCACUAUGAUACCCACAUGCCCUUUUGCCCAUCUUGAGAGCCAUGUCUCACCAAUGCAAAGCAGAAAACUCAUCAUCCAGCUCAUCCAAGAGUGAUCAUAGUGAUUCUUCCCAGCUGCAUCUCCAGGCAAAUGAGUCUGCAGAUGAAGAGAUUUUGCAGGCAUAUCUUAGGACAGUUACUGUCCUUGUAGAAGAGUUAAACACCUCCUGGGUCCACUCCACACAUGGAAACCAGCUGCUUAAUGCACACCACAUGCAACAUCUUCAACAUGGCCACUUCUCAAAAUUUCAACAAUUAGAAACACUUGGUAGGGGCCAAUCACCCAUCCUCUACACUGGUCAGCACCAACAUGUAGCCAUACUUGCACUUCAAGAGCAAAUUGUAAGUCCAGAUAAAUCAGUUUGUCAUCAUUCAAACCAUGGUUUGAUUUCUAUACACUGACAUACAUUAGCUCACUGCCUGGCUUGUUGACUUUUUCAAUAAGGCAAAGCUUAGCACACUGGGCAGAGCAUGUCUACAAGAAAACUGAAAGCCAACAAUCUUAGUUGACACCAACAGUGACCUCUAGGCCAAGCUUAC